CAUGUCAAUCAUACGCCCCUAUAAAGGUUCGCGUGUGAUACGGGGCCCGGACUGGGCAUAUGGGAAUCAGGAUGGUGGAAUUGGUCACAUCGGUACUGUAGUGGAGGCUGACCCAGAAUCUCAGGUGUGCAGUGUACUGUGGGAUUAUGGGAUGUUGAUGGAGAACUGUCAUGCUGGUGAUGAUGGGAUAGAUAUACGUGUUAUUGACACUGAAACCUCAGAUUUCGACAACAAUAUUCAAAAAGCCAAUUGUGACACUUGUGUAAAAGAGAACAAGAUCAUCAGUGGAUUUCGUUGGAAGUGUGUUGAGUGUAGCGACUUUGACAUAUGUAAUCUGUGCUACAUGGAGGGAAAACAUGACACAAGUCACCACUUUAUGAGGUUUGACAACAAACUUGCCCCUGUAUUUCCAGUACCUCCUAGGAAAAGGAGCAGGAGACUGAAAGUUUAUAGUGUGAUGCCUGGUGCUAAAGUAAAAAAGUCAAGACGGAAAGGAGCUGAUUCAGAAAUAGGAGAAAUAACGACGGUUACAAGGAUUGAUAACACAAUGAACCAAGAGAUUACGGUGGAGUGGAAGUCAGGGGAGACAACUACACAUUUAGCUGGCCCAAAAUGUAAAUUUGACCUUGUGUCGGCUCAUCCUACAAUAUCAAUAUAUUGUGACCAUCUCCCAUUGGCAGAUUUUAAUAGGAUCCCAGAUUCCUGGAUUAAUGUUGGUGACACUGUACAGAUCAACCUAAAUGUUGACACAUUUAAAAGCUUGCAGAAGGAUUAUGGAGGAUGGAACGACUCAAUGGAGAAGAUAUUGGGAGAGAUGGGUACUGUAUAUGAGGUGGAUGUCCUCAAGUUCAGUGUGUAUUACACAGUGUCAGAACGUACAUGGUAUGUGUGCACCAAUGCCUGUGUCAAGAUUUCUAUACCAGAGGCAGGAGAUCAGGUGAAAGUACUGGAGAACCAAGCCAUAGUACAGGAACGCCAGAACAGACAUGGUGGCUGGCGAGAAAAUAUGAAGGAUAUUCUUGGUAAGGUUGGUGAGGUAGAGAGAGUUGAUAGCUCUGGAGAUCUGACAGUGGCCUUUACUUCAGGAAUUCACCUCCUUAAUCCAUCCUGUUGUAUCAAGGUCAUUGAUUCUGAUCAGCUCCCUCCCAAAACCAAAGACACAGAGACAACGAAAGCGGACAGAAGAAUUACUGACCAGUCAAAAGUGAAAACAGGAUCGCAGACAGAAGAAAUGAGGGAUAAACAAGAGAGAGAUAUGUCAAAUGAAGGAAAGAAAACCUAUGUGACUGUGGUUGAUAAACAGGAAGAAGUGGACAGUGAAAAAGAGCGUCCAUAUGAAGAUGACGAGGAUGAUGGCAUUGACUUCCUGCAGUGGCUCACCGAGACAGAGUUUGAGGAGAUGAUGGACCCUGGUAUACGUGUUGUUAGAGGAAAGGACUGGAAAUGGGGAGAGCAAGAUGGAGGGGAGGGAAAUGUUGGCACAGUUAUUGAUGUUGGGACCAAGGAGGAUGGAAGCUGUCCACCAAGAUGUGCCAUUGUACAGUGGGACUCUGGAUACAGAAAUACCUACAGGGCUGGCUUUGAUGAUGCAUUUGACCUCAGAAUUUAUGACACAGCCACAAUAGGUAUCAGACAUCCAUCUGUCACGUGCAGUGUAUGUGAGGAAUCUGACUUGAUGGGGUUCAUAUGGAAGAGUGAGUCCAGACCAGACACCAUCCUGUGUAGCACUUGUUACCAUGGUGACAAGCAUGAUGUGAAACAACACUUUCUAAGAAUCAACAAGCCAGGAGACACUGGAGUCCGUGCUAACAAGCGUGAGAUGUCAAAGAAAGUAAUCGCCAAAGGAGUGUUUGAGGGAGCAAGGGUGUCUCGGGGACCUGACUGGAUGUGGGAGGCUCAAGAUGGAAAUGGAAUGGGUAAGGUGAUUGCAGUGGUCAACUUCAGCCUGGAUACUGACCGAGAUGCUGUGGAAGUUACUUGGGAUAUAGGUCAAACCAAUGUAUAUCGCCAUGGUUACGAUGGGAAGUUGGACUUGAAAUGUGUCAAACCGGUGCCUGGUGGCACAUACUACAGGGACCAGCUUCCAGACCUCAAAAUCAACUUAGAUACGGUGCCAGCACCUGCAGCGAGUGUAAGUGAGGCAGGAUCUGACCGACUGUUGGCUGGGGAUGCUGUGAGGAUUGGUGUGGAUCCAGAGGUUUUACAGGCCAUUCAUAAGUCCGCCCAAGGCAUGUGGAAUGAUUCCAUGAUAGAUUGUAUUGGUAAGAUUGGGGAAGUAGUGGUCCAGUCAGGAGAGGAUGUGACAGUCAAAUUUGAUGUUGGUAGCUGGACAUUUAAGGAGAUGGCCCUGGAUAAGGUAAAGCAGCUGAAGAAAGGAGAGACGGUGAGAGUGAGGGAUAAUGAACAGGAGGUCAAGGAGCUCCAGAACGGACAUGGCAACUGGGACAGUCAAAUCAGGAAGACACUUGGAAAGAAAGGAAAAGUGCAUUCCAUAGAUCACUAUGGUGAUGUCAAAGUGGCUUUUGGCUCUAUGAAGUUCCAGUUUAAUCCAGCAGUCCUGGACGCAGCGGAUGGGGAACCUGACAUACUGACUGAUGACAUACCACAGAAGACUACCCCAGAUACCAGUGUGACAUUGCCUUCUCCAGCUGCAGCAGUCGCCCAAAAAACUACUCCUGUCAAACAACAAGAAAAGAAGUCUUCAGACCAACUUCUGGCAGAGCUGGAGGAGGCAGUGAGGGAGGGGUACUCGGACCGUGUCAGGAACAUGCUAGAGGAACAUGUCUACCUGAGGGAUAUGGGAAAGCCUCCCAUGAUUAUUACAGCUUGUGAGCUGGGCCACACUGAGGUAGUCAAGGAGCUGGUCAAUGUCCACUGUAACCUGGAUGUAAGAAAUGACAAGGAUGCGUCUAAAAGUGAUCCAUUGUUGACAGCGGUGAGAAAGAAGCACCGAGAUGUGGUGGAGGUACUUCUUAAUGCUGGAAUAAAGAAAACUGUAACCAACAGAAAUGGCCAGACAGCUAUCCACAUCGCCGUCCAGGAACGGGAUUUACAGAUGUUGACCAUUCUACAACAACAUAAACUGGACAUUAACAAAAAGGACAACCUUGGGGACAGCGCCAUCACGGAUGCAAUAUCUACUGGCGAAAAGCGAUUUAUUGACAUGGUGGUGGACUGGCAGGGCAUACAACUGAAUUACUUCAACCGACGCAGCUUCUCUCCACUUCACUUUGCAGCUCGCAAGGGCGAACUCUAUGCUGUACGGAAAAUUCUGCAGAAGGACCCUAGUCUGGUCAACAUCCCAAAGAAUGACGGUUUCACAGCGCUUCAUCUGGCUGUGGGUCAGGAUCAUGUUGGCAUUGUGCAGUUUUUAGUGGGCAUGCCUUCGACAGACAGGGAGGCAAAGACCAGCAAAGGUUUGACCCCUCUUCAUGUGGCUGCUAUCCACGAGAGUGUGAAAACCAUCAACCUAUUCUUAGGACUUGAAGAUGGAACUGAACCAGUUUCCUCCACACAACCCAUGGUAGACAUAGACAACAUCGAUGAUAUGGGUAAUAACGCCCUCCACUUGUGCCUCAAGGGAGAUGACUCUGAUGGUCAACAGCAGUCCUUACCAUCUGAGGAGAGCAUACGGCGACAAAUCGAGAUCGCUUUGAAACUGAUCCAUCGUGGGGUUAAGUACAAUGCCCCCAACGUUGAAGGGAAGACUCCGCUCGAGAUUUGUACCAAUGAACGAGUGAAAGAACCCAUCCGCAAAGCCUUGCAGGAAAAAGAUGUGAGACACAAAGCACAGCCUGUCGCAGUCACCUCCAUUACGUGUAUGUCGUGUGAUGAGGAUGAAGCUAGUUACCAGUUGAUUCCCUGUCUGUGUUACAUCUGUGUUGAAUGUGGGGGUCGUAAGGCCAAGAAGUGUCCUAACUGUUCCAAGGAGGUCCAGAGUCGUAAUAAGCUGUAGAGAACUAUCACCACUAUAUGUGGCAUCUAAGGAGCUUCAAGCAUAAUUCAUAAACUGUGUUAAAUACUUAUUCUGAUAUAAUUGUACAAUGAUCAUAUUACAUUUCUGUAUCUUUUACACAAUGAAAUGGUUGCCAACUUGUCAGAAGAACUUAUGUGAAAUUAACAUGUGGAAUGCUGUACCCGAAGUCUUUGUUUCAAUAAGGUUUUCAAUAGUCACCGUAACUUUGAUAAACACAGAAGAACAAGAGCUCUAAUUGGACUAUUCUACCUGACAAAAGUCUUUGAUAAGACCUACCUGUCCUACCUGUCCUAUUAACUAAGAGACCCCACAGGUUGUUUCCCAGAGGUAAUUUCCAUGUUAAUGAAGUUGUCAUGAUGACAGAUCAGUAACACCCCAAAAUAUCUUCAUUGUUGCUGAUAUGUUUACGUCUUAAAGGAAAAAUGUAUGUAGGUAUAGAUUGUUUCAUACCUGUGAAGUAUUUAGGUAAUAGUAUAGAGAGAUGAUGUCCAUUUCUGGACAGGUCGAUUAUACAGUGUAUUAUAAAUGGGAACAUUAUCACUUCAUCAUGUUUGUCUGCUUCGAAGAGUUUACUUUUCAAUGUAUUUAUGUCACGCAUGUGCAUUUCAUAUUAUAAAUUUUUAAAUAAAAUCUAUGUUUCAAUCUUGAAAA
Ylistrum balloti is the source of this 4627-nucleotide messenger RNA. Its product is annotated as E3 ubiquitin-protein ligase MIB2-like. The transcript is spliced from 26 exons. Bases 2 to 3955 code for a protein of 1317 amino acids. NCBI's taxonomy places the organism in Eukaryota, Metazoa, Mollusca, Bivalvia, Pectinida, Pectinidae. Gene Ontology annotation, molecular function: zinc ion binding; ubiquitin-protein transferase activity; protein binding. Gene Ontology annotation, cellular component: cytoplasm. The record is from RefSeq and is a predicted model, not a curated record. Gene Ontology annotation, biological process: protein ubiquitination.